Puntigrus tetrazona (Sumatra barb) is the source of this 3351-nucleotide messenger RNA. RefSeq names its product exonuclease 1 (gene exo1). Bases 757 to 3177 code for a protein of 806 amino acids. Lineage: Eukaryota; Metazoa; Chordata; Actinopteri; Cypriniformes; Cyprinidae. Gene Ontology annotation, molecular function: 5'-flap endonuclease activity; 5'-3' DNA exonuclease activity; DNA binding. The record is from RefSeq and is a predicted model, not a curated record. Gene Ontology annotation, cellular component: nucleus. Gene Ontology annotation, biological process: DNA recombination; mismatch repair. The transcript is spliced from 15 exons.
UACAUGUAUGACAUAGCAUUACGUUACAUCUACUCUGUAUUAUUAUUAUAUAUAAGCUGCUUAAAUUUUACUCAGCGUUAUUGGCUGCGCUAUUAUUACACUAUUAGUAUUAUCACACUUGUUGUUACACUCCCUAGGAUUGAACAGAAGACCGAACCGUGAUGAAAAUGCAUAGUUACUAGUUUUAGUCUUUCUCAGUCUCAUAUGUUCAGUGUUAUAUGUAACAAAGACGGGAUAUAAAAGAAACAUCUAAAACAAAUCAAAUGUAUCGGAUUUUAUGACUGCUUUCGUCUCUUUUUCCAGCAUUAUAAAUAAAUAAAUAAAAUAAAUAAAUAAAUUAUGCAUUAUAAAGAUCGUGAGAUUCCUUGUCCCGCCUCUUCAAUAUUUCGACGCUGUGAUUGGCUGUCUUUCUCAAGCUGACCAAUAGGGUUAUUCUGCAGUGAUGUCACGUUUUUGCCGCUAAAGUCGAACCCCUGCCCUGUAACACAAGCAGACACCGAAGCGGACGUAAAUGCUCUGGACUAUCUAAGUUGUUCAAACCUCAAGUUUCGCGAGAAUUGUCACUGUUCUUGGUUUUGGAGGGAUUUGGCGGUUGAAGUCUUGCGGACGUAUGAAAUAAACAUCAACUUAAACGUCUUAAAUGCAUCGUGUGUUCUCAAUGAUCAUCAGAGACGUAUGUUUUCAUCUGAUAGAGUGACAAAGGCCGGAUUCUGAUCAGCCAUCAUCUUCAGACAUCUGUCUUUCCAGACAGACAACAUGGGAAUUCAAGGCCUGUUGCAGUUUAUUAAGGAUGCAUCGGAGCCUAUUAAUGUGAAGAAGUAUCAAGGACAGACAGUGGCGGUGGACACAUACUGCUGGCUCCAUAAGGGAGCAUUUUCAUGUGCUGAGAAACUUGCAAAAGGAGAACCUACAGAUCAGUAUGUGUCGUACUGUAUGAAGUUUGUGGAUAUGCUGCUGUCUUUUGGUGUUAAGCCAAUCUUGGUGUUUGAUGGACGCAAUUUGCCAUCCAAACAGGAAGUAGAGAAGUCCCGACGCGAGCGGCGACAGGCAAAUCUGCAGAAAGGCAAACAGCUUCUGCGGGAGGGUAAGAUUUCAGAAGCCAGGGAAUGUUUUACCCGCAGUGUUAAUAUCACCCCAUCUAUGGCACAUGAUGUCAUUAAGACCGCCAGAAUGCGUGGAGUGGACUGUGUUGUUGCUCCAUAUGAAGCAGAUGCCCAGUUGGCUUUCCUAAACAAAUCUGGUAUCGCUCAGGCAGUGAUCACAGAGGACUCAGAUCUGCUGGCAUUUGGGUGUAAAAAGGUGAUUUUAAAGAUGGAUAAACAAGGUAAUGGACUGGAGAUUGAUCAGUGUCACCUUGGCCGUUGCAAGUCUCUUGGGAACAUCUUUACAGAGGAGAAGUUCCGUUACAUGUGCAUCCUCUCUGGCUGUGACUAUCUGCCAUCUCUAUAUGGCAUCGGUCUGGGAAAGGCAUGCAAGCUGCUCAGGAUGGCAAAUAAUCCAGAUAUUCUGAAGGUGAUAAAGAAGAUGGGUCAGUACCUGAAGAUGGACAUCACUGUGCCAGAUGAGUACAUUGAGGGUUUCACAAAAGCCGACAACACAUUUCUGUAUCAGCUGGUCUUUGACCCCUUGAAGAGGAAGGUGGUUCCUUUGAACCCUUACCCGGAUCACAUUGACCCUGCUUCCCUCAACUAUGCUGGAACUAAUGUAGGAGAUGAGAAAGGGCUGGAAAUGGCUCUCGGGAAUGUGGACAUUAACACAAUGCAAAGGAUAGAUGAUUUCAACCCUGACACACCUUACACUCAGCCCUCUAAAGCUGCUCGCAGUAGUUCUUGGAAUGACAGAUGUGGCAAAAAUGUUCCAUUGCAGAUAAGUAUUUGGAGCAAGAACUACGAACCAGGUAUCACCCAGCCAAAGAGUCCUACAACCCCCAAAAGACCCCCUCCUACUCGGGGCAAAGAAAAGAUCAUCACCGUGCAGAGUUUAAAAAUGCCCCAAAGAGAAUCACAAGUGAAAAGACCCCGUGAAGAGACCAGCCUCUCUGUAGAUGACCUGUUAGGGCAGUAUUCAGCUGGUGUAAAGAGACGCUGUUCUGAAACUCCGCCCACCACUGAGCCGCUGGCCAAUGACAGCAUUGAGAAGGGGAAUGGCAGCACAGUCGGACAGUGCCGCCCUCGAAAUCGCUUUGCAACACUGUUGCAGUGGAGAAACCAGUCAGAAGAGGGCACUGGAGAGCAGGUCAUGCGCAGCAGGUUCUUCUGUCAUGGUGAAUCCAAUAUGGCAGUAACUCAGGGAGAUUCACAAAAACAAGAUUUACCUCAUCCUACGAAGUCUCUAGAGACUUCUGUCUCACAGUUGGAAGGGGAAACACCAGCAUUGUGUCAAGACCCUGACCCAGAGAGAAAGCAGGUCAAAGAUGAGUCAUCCAGCCCAUCUGCAUCUCCUGCUCACUCCCCCAGGCCUGCUAGUUUGGGUCUUGGGGACUUUAGCUGCUCAGGAAGCACCAAAGAUCUCAAUAAAUCUGCUUCACAUCCAUCCACCGUCACCACAGACAGAAACCGCUCUUCCACACCUUCAGGGUUAUUCACUCUGCAGCAAUUCCACAGAAAGAAGGGCAGCUUCUCCUGGGCAGGAUCAGGGCUUUCUCUCUCGUCCUCUCCUGUAGAGGGCACUGAGGAUGCAGAGAAAUCUCCCGGGUCUCCUCCGUCUCAAGACAGUGCAUAUUUCUCUCAGUCUAGCAGCAUCUCUGCUGGUGUGGAGGACUCCCUAGUAACAGAGGACAACUCUGAUAAGGAAAAGGAGAGGGAUUUAGACGGCUCCGACAGCCCAAGCUGUUCUCCCACAGACAAGCUGAAACCUGCUCUGAACAGAACAAAGGUUUCAGGGUUGUCUCGGAAACAGCCUUGUGGGCAGGAUAAAGGUGGUAAAAUCGAGACCUCAGCUCCCGCUAGGCCCAGUGGUCUGAGGAAGAAAGCGAGUGGGAAAAAGAGCACCGUCAACAAUGAGAACAGUCCAGGCCUGCAGGCCACCAUCAGCGGCCUCUGGGGGGCCUUCAGCUUUAAGAAGGACAAUCCAAAGCUGAACGCUUGUAAGAAAGGAGAGCCGAUGUCUCCGGUCAGGGAGAAUGUGAUGACAGAACUGACUGAAGCAGAUCAAGAGAUUGUCAUCAUCGCAGAAUGAAAUGUCAUCUUUUCAAUCAAAUCAUUGUUUCUUUUAUCAGUAACAGCCAGCCUUUCAUACCGUGUAUGUUCAUAUUUUUGUAUGAUAAAUAAAGCUUGCAGUAUAAUUAAUCUUAUUUUAUUUCAAGUCAAUAAAGACAUGGUUCUCUCUUAGUAAUUGAUUUGUGCUCUGCUU